AAACGAAGUUUUUUUGAUAGCAAUACAUGAAUAGAUACACCUUAUGAAUAAAAUUUGAUUCCUUUUUUUUUAUAAAUAUAAAGAUAAAGUAUGUAAAAUGUCCGAAGCUUCGGUAAAGUUGAUGCCUAGUAAAGAGGUGAAAGAACAUUGCAUCGGUUGGGUAGAGUUGCAAAACGAUUCUUCGUCUGCAGACGAUAAGAAAAAAGACACGGUCGACGAUGACGACAACGAUGAAAGUUUUUAUACUGAUUCUGAAUUUGAUUCCGUGUCAGAAUGCGGUACAAAGAGAAGAAGAGUCGGUUUACCGCUGAAACGUCAGGUUUAUCGUUUGUAUUGCGGAUGGACGGCCUGCGAGUACGAAACCAAUCAUGUCGAGAGAUACGCGAGACACGUAGGCAAGCACGUGGCCGAUGUAUGUGUGCGACCCAAUGAGGAUGAUGUCGAAACUUACGUAUGUCAAUGGAAUGGUUGUACGUAUGAAAGUAGUAAUCCGGAUGAGGUUUCUAGACACGUCAAUUAUCAUUCGUUCCAUACGAAAUUGAAAUGUAUCGGAUCAAAUAUUCGCGCGCGGAUCAAAUUACCCAAAUGCCGACGUAAUCCUGAAUGGAAAAAUGUCUUUGACCUACCAGCACCCCUCUUUUGUAGGUGGGAGGAAUGUUUAAAUGAUUUUCGAAAUUAUCAGCUCUACAUAUAUCAUGUGGGUGCUCACUUAGAGGAGAACCCAAGGGGCAGAAAAAUUGAAGGUGGCAUAGAAUGUAAAUGGACAGACUGUGGGAAAUUAUUUCCAAGUCUAUAUAAGUUAAGGGAUCAUGUGAGAUGUCAUACGAAGGAAAAGAUUGUUGCCUGCCCCGAUUGUGGUGCUACUUUCUGUUCCAAUACAAAAUUUCAUAUACAUUGCAAAAGGCAAAUGCCAAUCGACGUUCAAGGAUUCCGAUGUUCCCAUUGCAAUAAAUAUUAUCCUACCGAAGGAAUUCUGAAAGAACAUAUGCGGUUACAUAUUUUUAAUUACAAAUGCACUCUAUGCGAUAUGAGUUGCUCUACACCGACCGGUUUGGCUAAACAUGUCAGGUACAGACAUGUUUCUACCAGAACUUUUCCCUGUCAAUUUUGCAGUCAUGCUGCCAAAACCCAGCAGGAUUUAGAUUCGCACAUGAGUGUACACACAGACGGACCGAAUUUUUCAUGUACUGUCGAUGGUUGUCAGUAUAAAUGCAAACACGCUUAUACUUUGGACAGGCAUAUCGAACGAGUUCACGUUAUGCAAAUACGAUGGUACUGCUGCCACGAAUGCCCGAUGAAAUAUAGGAAAAGCUAUAUACUGACGAAACAUUUGAUUAAAGCACAUCAAUUGCAAUUACCUAGUGGUCAUAAGAGAUUUCAAUAUACCCAGGCUGAUAACAAUUGUUAUAGAUUGCAAACGGUUAGAUACGAAGCUGUUGACGAAUCGAACAUUCCUUCUAUUAAUCACUCGAAACAACAGGAAAAUAGAAAGUUUAAAAUUAAGCUAAAUAACAAUUCUAGCAUACCUCGAGUGGAGAUUGUCGAAGAUGUAAACUCAAGUGGAGAUGAGAGCAACGAGGCCCAGGAAAAACCAGAGGAGAAAAAUGAGGGAGAAUCUGUUCCUGUGAUUUCGAAUAUUUUGAUAACGAUUGAUGAAACUGAUGCCGAAGGAAAUAUAAUAAGAAGUAGGGUUGUAGAGGCCCAGGAAACUAAGGAAUUACCGCCUUCCGAAGAACCACCAAUAAUACUGACAUAAUUAUCUAAUAAUUUAUUGAUAAUACUUUCUAAUAAAACGUAGUAAAACGUAAA
Messenger RNA from Ceratina calcarata, 1809 nucleotides. It is a transcript of the gene Hinfp, whose product is annotated as Histone H4 transcription factor. Bases 98 to 1756 code for a protein of 552 amino acids. Gene Ontology annotation, molecular function: DNA-binding transcription factor activity, RNA polymerase II-specific; RNA polymerase II transcription regulatory region sequence-specific DNA binding. The record is from RefSeq and is a predicted model, not a curated record. Gene Ontology annotation, cellular component: nucleus. NCBI's taxonomy places the organism in Eukaryota, Metazoa, Arthropoda, Insecta, Hymenoptera, Apidae. Gene Ontology annotation, biological process: regulation of transcription by RNA polymerase II. The transcript is spliced from 5 exons.